Messenger RNA from Cetraspora pellucida, 1080 nucleotides. Lineage: Eukaryota; Fungi; Glomeromycota; Glomeromycetes; Diversisporales; Gigasporaceae. The record is from the annotation of a GenBank genome assembly.
AUGUAUUCUGUAUCUCAACAUAUAAGUUUCGUGAAAGAGCAAACGGUGGGAGCUGUUAGAAACUCUAAACAAGACGCAAAAACUCUUAUUGAAAUACCGAUAACAGCGACAAUAGAGGAAGUUUUUGAUGUAUUACUAGCGGAAAAUAUUUUAAGCAUACCUGUUUACCGACUCUGGAAAGGGCACAAGCGACCUGUAGCAAUCGUCAACGUAACAGACCUUGUUGCUUUUGUGUGUCCACAGCCCAUAUUUGACAAAUUUGACAAUGUGAACGGACAUAAUAUUGAUGGAAAUGAAAAUAGUAAUGAUAGAAGAGAUGAUUAUGGAGAUAUAAAUUUGGAUGGAAAAUCCUCCUUAUUACAAAAACCAAUCGGGGAACUUAUCGGUUUAACCCCUGAGAGUACACAUCUUACUAUAUGUCAUCCCGAAGAUUCUCUUGCCGAUCUCUUGGAUUUAUUCACUCAUCGUCAAAUUCAUCGAGUAUUGGUCGCUGAUAAAUCUUCAGUUGAAGAUCCAGAUGUUGGAGAAGUUAUUAAUGAAGAUGAGGUUCAACCUUGCUUCAUAUCUCAAACCGAUGUUGUUCGAUUCUUGUUUCAAAAUAAUCAUCGGCUAGGUAAAGUUUUGGAUACUAUGGCUGCUGAUGUUGUCGGUAAAGCUAUUAGAGUGAAUGAAAAUUUACCUUUUGAAAGACGGAAUUUAUUGAAACAACCAUCAUCGGUUACCAUUCAUGAUCAAGCUUUGACGGCAUUUCGAAAGAUUCACCAAGAUGAAGUUAGUGCUGUAGCUGUUGUUAAUGAUGAUGGAACUAUUGUUAGUGAAGUUUCUGCCGCGGAUCUUCGAGGAUUGAAUAGAGAACGACUUUCUGAUUUGAAGAAACCAGUAAUUAUGUUUUUGGUGUCUUGUAAAGGUGCUUUAAUUAAACCAUUUACCUGUCAUGGUAAAUUCACUUUAAGUCAAGUUAUGGCCGGUAUCCUUACUAGCAAAACUCAUCGUGCUUGGGUCGUUGAUGAAGAUGAUGUACCUAUUGGUGUUAUCACUCUUUCUGAUAUUCUUGCCAUGUUUCUUCCCAAUUCUGCGUGA